This is a messenger RNA of Pieris macdunnoughi, 1203 nucleotides long. NCBI's taxonomy places the organism in Eukaryota, Metazoa, Arthropoda, Insecta, Lepidoptera, Pieridae. The record is from the annotation of a GenBank genome assembly.
AUGAGUUAUUAUACAGAUAUCUUAGAUACUACAAAUGUAAGUUUUGAUGGAGAUUUUCAUACACAAAUAAAAAAUUUAAUGGAUUACAUUCGAAUGAGUCGAGAUGAAGUGGAAAGAUUACAAUUAUUAUUUAAUGAUUUACAAGACAUAUUUGGAAAUACUUGGAAAGGUUCCAAGUUAGAGGUGUUCGGAUCAAUUGUAACAGGUCUAGCACUUCGAAGCAGUGAUGUUGAUUGUUUAGUUAAUCUUCCACCAUGGUUGGAUAUGCCAAGGGCAGACUUUGUAAUAGAAGCUCGGAAGAUAUUACAAAGAAAUCGUAAAUUUCAAAACGUAUUUGCAAUAACAAAAGCUAAGGUUCCCAUAGUGCAAUUUACUUAUGUUCCAACAAAUACUCACUGUGAUGUGAGUUUUUCUACCCGUGCUGCAGUCAAGAAUUCCAAACUUCUGGAAUAUUUGAUAUUCAGUGAUGAACGUAUACUUACCCUUAUGGUUCUUGUCAAGUAUUGGUCAAAGAUUCAAUGCUUCACGGGUAUGAACUUAAUGUCAAGUUACAGCCUUACUUUACUUUUCUUAUUUUACUUACAACAAAAGAAUAUUUUACCCUCAAUAAGAAUUUUGCAGCAAAAUGUUACAGAAGAUAUUGAAGAUAACUGGAACACAGCAUUUUCACUCUCUGUAAGUAAAUCCAGUAACAACGAUAGCUUGUAUACAUUGUUUGGUGGAUUUUUGAAAUACUAUGAGAAUUUUAAUUUUAAAAAGUAUGUUAUAUCUCUGUAUACCGGAACUUUAAUUGAUAGAGAGAAAUUUAAGAGUUUGGAAACUCUACCAGAAGAGUUUGAAUUAUAUAAAAUAAAUGUUACCAGAAAUAUUUGUCAACCAUUGAGGAUUGAUACAAUGAUGUGUAUUCAAGACCCAUUCAACCAUAGCCGCAAUUGCGGUGUUUCUGUUCAUCCCAAGUUGGCUCUUAGAAUUAUUCAUCUUUUUAGUAAUGCAGUCAAGAUUUAUGAAUCGGAAACUGAAGCAAUAUUUUUAAAAAAACUACUCAGCACUAAUGAAAAACCGCAAACUGCAUUUAGGCCCACAUUCAGGAACUUUGUAGCUAAAAAGGGCAGCAUCCAGAAGCACCAGUGGAACCGUGGCCAGUUGAAACAAAAGGGAAGAAAAUUCAAGCAACAAUUUAAACAUAAUAGAAAUCAGAGAUAA